GAGUGCGAGUGCGUGAGAGAGCAACUUCCGGUGGCAAGAGUUCAGCAUGGCGGCUGUAUCCAUGUGUAGCGACUCUGAAGGCUUUACACGAUGGCUGGAGGCGAGACUGCUGCAAUUAAACGACGAUCUCGAUGCCGGGGUGUUUGUCACGUACAUCAACGGCAUCCUCGAGUCGUACAGCGGAUAUGAUGAGAAGAAGGACUCCCUGUUGGACAUCGUCGGGGAAAUAGCGGAAGACUCUAAAGAAGAAAUCUGUGAUGAAGUGAUAAAGAAAUGGGAUGAGAUGUGUAAUGUAGAUUCCAAAGAAAACAAAAAGGAACCCAACAGGACACCCCUGGAUGAAAGGCUGUCCAAAAUGCUUACUAAUACACAUGUUGUGACCAGUUCUACCGAGAAGAAAGCCAAGCAACUCAGUGAAGAGGAGUUGGCCCAGAAACGUGCCAUAUUGGUGCAGUAUUCUACCGUCUGUGAUGAACCUGACCAGGGAAUUGAACUAUCAGAGCCGGAACCCGUUCAGUCAGGAGCCACUACUUCUAUCCCAGGUAACAUGGCAAACCUGAUCCCUGCAGCUUCUGCUGCUGGUAGCAACAAUUUGAACCCAGGUUCAUCAGUGCAUCUGCUGGUCAACACGAACCGGGACAGCAUUCAGAGGCAGGAGAAGGAGAUGCGGGAGAAGAUGAAACAGGACAACGAGAAGAAGAAGGAGAAGGACAAACUGGACCGAGAAGCCCAGAAGAACAAGCGGCAGGAGAGGAAGGAGAACGAGAAGAAACGGACCCAGAAGGGCGAGAAAAGGAGGUAGCACAGCCCUUUUGGUGGAUGUGACAACAGGCCAAACAACAAACACAUCGCAGCUCUGUGUGUGUGCAUGUAUGUAUGCGUACACACACACGCACUCAUUUGCACGCACACUUGCAUACACAGGCAUAUAGAGAUAUAUUUAUAAAUAUGCAUACACACAUAUACAUACU
Molecule: messenger RNA, 971 nt
Organism: Octopus sinensis (East Asian common octopus)
Lineage: Eukaryota; Metazoa; Mollusca; Cephalopoda; Octopoda; Octopodidae
Product: coiled-coil domain-containing protein 43
Exons: 5
Coding region: 47-802 (251 amino acids)
Source: RefSeq, a predicted model, not a curated record